GGGAUUUUUGCCAUGGCCGCCGCACCUGCUAGGGCUAGGGCUGAUUAUGAUUAUCUCAUAAAGCUUUUGUUGAUCGGUGAUAGUGGACUUGUUGAAUUCGUAGUUGGUGAUAUAAUUCCGUGAUGGGAACGCAUGUAUGUGGAAGUAGGCCUUCUCAAUUGUUUAUUGCCUUUUGCAUGAACCCUACUACAUUGUCAUGAUGCAUGGGUAUGAUCAGGAAGGUAAACGAUGAUCUACUUCUUAUUUUACUGACUACGCUAGUGAGCUUGCAUGCUUUUGGAAAUGGUUUGUGGAUUUCUCUGGGAAUCACAUGUGAUUUCUAGAUAAUUGCAGGUUCGUAGUUAAAUAUUGAUCAUUUAUUAGCUGGAAGCUCUAGUAUAUUGUACUAUUGGCUCUUUGAUGUGAUCCAUAUUGCUAGUUAAGCAUGGUUUGUCAUGAAUUAUUGAUGACAGAGGACUGUCAUUUCCAUGAUAACCAUCCUGAACUUACCGUACUAAUUGUUUCUAGUGAUAUGGUUUUAAUCAAAUCUUGUGCUGAGAAAUGCCAUUGUUUUUUACCAUUGGCACCCAAUAUUUUGUUGUUUCUUACUUUUUACUUUGUUUCUUGGUGGGUUACCAAAAUGGCAAUCACAAUUGCAUGCCCUCACAUAUGUGGAGAGAGAUGGUCUGUUGCCCUUUUUGUGGAAAGAGGUGUUGGAAAAAGUUGCCUAUUGUUGCGUUUCUCUGAUGACUCUUUCACGACCAGUUUUAUCACCACCAUAGGGAUUGACUUUAAGAUCAGAACCAUUGAGCUUGAUGGCAGGCGUAUCAAACUGCAGAUUUGGGACACAGCUGGUCAGGAACGCUUCCGGACAAUCACUACAGCUUAUUACAGGGGAGCUAUGGGUAUUUUACUGGUGUAUGACGUUACUGACGAGUCCUCUUUCAACAACAUUAGGAACUGGAUUCGAAACAUAGAGCAGCAUGCUUCUGACAAUGUCAACAAGAUAUUAGUUGGUAACAAGGCUGAUAUGGAUGAGAGCAAAAGGGCUGUACCUACAUCUCGGGGCCAGGCACUCGCUGAUGAAUUUGGAAUCAAAUUUUUUGAGACUAGUGCAAAGACAAAUCUAAACGUAGAGCAGGUUUUCUUUUCGAUAGCUAGGGACAUAAAGCAAAGACUUGCAGAUACUGAUGCUAGACCAGAGCCAGCCAUUAGGAUCCCAGGAGGAGGGGAAGUACCGGUAACGAAUGGUCAACCUCCAGCGAAGUCAGCUUGUUGCAAUUCAUGAGAGGACCUCAUGUAGAGAGAGAAAAAGAGAGGAGAGAGGGAGAAAUAUUUGGUCGGGAGGUGAUAUUUCUUUUAGGAACUGUUAAUUUACGAAUUAGGGCUAUCUGGUGAUUUUGGUGGUUCUUUUGUAUUUUUCUUCUGAUCAUUCUUUUGGACUCCGCUUUUCACUUUUUUGUGCAAUGUUGUGGUGCCAUAAAGCAUAUGACAAGCAGUGAUUCUUCUUUUCCUUUUAUUCAACACACAUUGAAAUUCCCCUCUUUACGUGUGUGAUGUGUCAUUGAAAUGUGGUGUAGUGGUUAAUGAAUUAACCAAUUGAAUAGUCCUUUCUUUUGAUUAAAGAUGGAUCGGUACCUGU
This is a messenger RNA of Amborella trichopoda, 1621 nucleotides long. The record is from RefSeq and is a predicted model, not a curated record. Lineage: Eukaryota; Viridiplantae; Streptophyta; Magnoliopsida; Amborellales; Amborellaceae.